Molecule: messenger RNA, 897 nt
Organism: Leptidea sinapis
Lineage: Eukaryota; Metazoa; Arthropoda; Insecta; Lepidoptera; Pieridae
Exons: 2
Coding region: 322-885 (187 amino acids)
Source: RefSeq, a predicted model, not a curated record
CCACGCUUACUUAUAUGGCUUACUUUAUCGGAUAAUUCUACGAUCAUAUAACUAUAGUCUUAAUAGCACAAAAAUGUUCGAGAUCUACAGACCAACAGCGGGACCGUUUAAGGGCCCCAUAAUUGCUGACACCAGACAAAUGGCCAUAAUAACGCUAGCCAAGCAGAUUUUAUUAAAAACUUAAAACGCUGUAUUGUCUAUGAUAUGUACCAACGUUUUGAAAGAAUCCGUCACGGAUUCGUAAACAAAUUUUGUUAUUCUUUAACAUUUUACACGAUUUUCAAUGGGCCUCAUUUAUUUUUAUAUUGUAAAUAAACCGUAAUGAGUGACGAAGAUGAUCUUAACGCAUCUAUUGCACAUAUUCUAUUGUGUUGUGUCGCCGGCAAUGGCCUGGGUCGAACGCAUCCUAAAAGCUUCACACAUCCGGGCAUGCAUGCCAACUUCUUCGUACACGGAGUCGUUGGAUUUCUGCACUUCCAAAGUACAAAAUUCAACAACGAUUUCAAAGGAGCCUACAGAAUCAGUUUGGCUGCAUCUCGAUACCUAGCCUUGCCCUGCCUGAACGCAGAUAUACAGCGGAACGACCAGAACAUGAGCAGUAUCCAUCUUCUUUCCGGCCUUAUACCCUUCACACUAGCCCUGGCAGGAUGCGAUAACCGGCAUCUAGGCAAUCUGUGCAUAGCUUGCAACAUUGUAUCCCUGUGUGUCUACUCCCACGAGCAAAGCAGAACUUGGGGCUGGUAUACUGCAGGUGGUGGAGUCCUGGCCUACUUUAUAACGACAGCGGUUGCCAGGAAGGUGUCUUAUCCUCUGUGCUUGGCGCUCAUGGACUUCUGCGCGUGUCAACUAUUUACUGUACACUUUUCAGGACCUGGCACAAUAUAAACUUUAUGAAUA